Molecule: messenger RNA, 1783 nt
Organism: Prunus persica (peach)
Lineage: Eukaryota; Viridiplantae; Streptophyta; Magnoliopsida; Rosales; Rosaceae
Product: protein FLX-like 4
Exons: 5
Coding region: 482-1492 (336 amino acids)
Source: RefSeq, a predicted model, not a curated record
UGACCCGAUGUAGAAUUUUAUUUUAUUUUUUUAAUAUUUAUUAUCGGGGUUUAUCGGGGAUGCGAGUUGCUGUCGUAAUCAUAGAGAGAAGCCCAGGUCGUUGAGGUCAAGCGCACACCCACAGGCGUCAGAACUCACAAGGACAUAGAGUAACGUCAUAACCCAGUUUCAAAAACGAUCCGUCAGCUUUUGCGAAACCUCUCGAACGCCAUAACCCAGUUUCAAAAACAAUCCGUCAGCUUUCUCGCUCUUUCUGCGCCCUGCUCUGCUCGGUACCAUCGCCAGCAAAUCACCCCCCUAUCAUCCAAGUUUUGCUAGACUGUCUCCACAGGGUCUCGCUGCCGAGUUAAUUUAUCUUUAGGGAAAAUGGGUGUCAAAUUUCUCAAAAUUCCUGUAACGCAAACGGAUUGUUCAAUUCAAGUAUCUGGGCUCUGUGAAUCCCAUUGAACUUUGUUGUGGCCAUAGGGAUUAUUAGACAAGGAUGUCUGGGAGACGAAAAAUUCCAUCGUCUUUUGAGCGACGUCCCAUUCAAUCUCCAGGUAUGAUGCGGCAUGGUCCAUUGCCUGGGUUAGGGCCACCUCCUGGUCACCGACCAUUUGAGGCACUACCACGUCCUGAGCUUUUGGAAAAUAAAAUUGCAUAUCAAGCAGCAGAGAUAAAACAACUGACAGGAGACAAUCAUAGACUGGCGGCUACUCAUGUUGAUUUGAGGCAGGAUCUUUUAGCUGCUGAGGAGGAACUACAGAGACUCAAGGCACACAUGAGAAGCAUCCAGACUGAGAGUGACAUUCAGAUGCGGGGUUUGCUUGAUAAGAUUGCAAAAAGGGAAGCAGACAUCGAAGCUGGCGAGGGUGUGAAAAAGGAACUGCAAAAGGCUCACAUGGAGGCACAGACCUUGGUCGCAGCGCGACAAGAGCUGACCAUUCAAAUUCGGAAGGCCACAGAGGAGUUGCAGAAAGCUCGUCUUGAUGUUGAGAAACUACCGGGUUUGCAUGCUGAACUUGACAGUCUGAGGCGAGAACACCAUAGGCUGCGUUCAACUUUUGAAUACGAAAAGGGUUUAAACAUAGAGGAAGUGGAGCAAAUGAAAGCAAUGGAGAAGAAUCUAAUUGGGAUGGCAAGAGAAGUAGAAAGGUUGCGUGACGAGGUCUCAAAUGCAGAGAAGAGAGCCCAUGCACCAAACGCACAUGCUGGCGGUUACACAAAUCCAGAUUCUUAUUACCCAGUUAACAUGCAAGGUGCUGGUGUGUAUUUUGAUGGUUAUGGAAGGCCCUAUGUUUCAACCGGUGUUAGACCACCAGGAGAGGGAACAAUACCAUAUGCCAGCAGCAGUGGCAUAGCUGCUGGUGCAGUUGUCCCAACUGCUGCUGGUGGUGCUAUUUGGGGAGUAGCAUAUGAUCCCUCACUGGACACUGCUGCUGCGGGCGUAGCUAUCUCUAAUGCUGGGCUUGGAGCUGCUCCAAGAGGCUAUGAUUCUACGCUUUCUCGGUAGCGAAUACAGGAUGAGGCCUGAGGUUUUCAGGGCUUUAGGCGAACUAUUAAAAUGGAGCGUAUAUUUACUCACAUAAGAAAAUAUGUUUGGCAUUUUGGAGGGAUUUUUCAUUUUUUUGUUUGUUUUUGUUUGUGUAGUAAAUCACAUGAAACUUUUGCCAUAUAGGAUUAUUAAGUAUUUAAAUGAUGGGUGUAAUCCAAUGUGAGAAGACCGAAGUACUUGUUAUGCUUACUUACUUGAGCAUGUCCGAAGAAGACCAAAAAUGCAUGUGCCUUUGGUUUUAUUACCUUU